AUGCAAAUGGUGUUACGUUAUGUCUUUUGUUUUCAGGACCUGGCCAUGCCCUCAUAGAGCAGUGGAAUCCCCUUGGCUUGGUCGGAAUCAUCACUGCCUUCAACUUCCCUGUUGCAGUUUAUGGGUGGAACAGUGCAAUUGCAAUGAUCUGUGGAAACGCUUGCCUUUGGAAGGGUGCUCCUACAACAUCCCUCAUUAGUGUUGCUGUUACAAAGAUAAUUGUCAAGGUCUUGGAGGAUAACAAAGUGCCUGGAGCGAUCUGUUCUCUGGUUUGUGGUGGAGCAGACAUUGGGACAGCAAUGGCCAAAGAUGAGAGAAUGGACUUGUUGUCCUUCACUGGCAGCACAAAAGUGGGCAAGCAAGUAGCACUUCUGGUUCAGGAAAGAUUUGGUCGAAGUCUGCUGGAACUGGGAGGAAAUAAUGCCAUUAUUGUGUUUGAAGAUGCAGAUCUGAACCUAGUCAUUCCAUCUGCUCUAUUUGCUGCUGUGGGAACAGCGGGUCAGAGGUGCACAACUGCUAGAAGGCUGUUUCUACAUGAAAGCGUCCAUGAUGAAGUGGUGGCAAAGCUUGCUAAGGCCUAUGCCCAGGUCCGCAUCGGUGAUCCAUGGGACUCUGACACUCUCUAUGGGCCUCUUCAUACCAAAGAAGCAGUGAAAAUGUUCCUUGAUGCAGUAGAACAAGCAAAACAACAAGGUGGCUCUGUGGUCUAUGGUGGAAAGGUUAUAAAUCGCCCUGGAAACUAUGUUGAACCAACCAUUGUGACUGGCCUUCCUCAUAAUGCACCCAUUGUCCACACUGAGACAUUUGCCCCCAUACUGUACGUGCUGAAAUUUAAGGAGGAAGAGGAGGUUUUUGCCUGGAAUAAUGAAGUAAAACAAGGUCUUUCCAGCAGUAUCUUUACCAAGGAUUUGGGAAGAAUUUUCCGGUGGCUUGGGCCAAAGGGAUCUGACUGUGGCAUUGUGAAUGUCAACAUCCCAACCAGUGGGGCUGAGAUUGGAGGUGCUUUUGGUGGUGAAAAGCACACUGGUGGGGGAAGAGAAUCUGGAAGUGAUUCAUGGAAACUUUAUAUGAGACGGUCUACCUGUACAAUAAACUACAGCAAGGAUUUACCAUUGGCUCAAGGAAUCAAGUUUCAGUAACAGCCUUAUGAAUGGCUGUGCCCUGAACUCUCCAAGCAUUUCAGAACGAAGCACCUUCUAAGCCUCAUGGUGAAGAAAAUUAAUUAUCUGAAAUUUACUUGCAGUGAAGAUACCAAUUCUGUCAAAAAAAUCAGCUUUUCUCAAACAGCUUCACUUUCAGUGUAUGAAAUUACUACUUCAGUCUUCAAAUGAGAAUUAUGUGGUCUUUGGGAAGAAGGG
Molecule: messenger RNA, 1358 nt
Organism: Apaloderma vittatum (bar-tailed trogon)
Lineage: Eukaryota; Metazoa; Chordata; Aves; Trogoniformes; Trogonidae
Gene: ALDH7A1
Product: aldehyde dehydrogenase 7 family, member A1
Exons: 13
Molecular function (GO): aldehyde dehydrogenase (NAD+) activity
Source: RefSeq, a predicted model, not a curated record